This is a messenger RNA of Danio rerio (zebrafish), 1381 nucleotides long. RefSeq names its product odorant receptor, family 42, subfamily C, member 2 (gene or42c2). Gene Ontology annotation, molecular function: olfactory receptor activity; G protein-coupled receptor activity. Gene Ontology annotation, cellular component: plasma membrane; membrane. NCBI's taxonomy places the organism in Eukaryota, Metazoa, Chordata, Actinopteri, Cypriniformes, Danionidae. Gene Ontology annotation, biological process: G protein-coupled receptor signaling pathway; detection of chemical stimulus involved in sensory perception of smell; signal transduction. The record is from RefSeq and is marked validated.
UGUUUGCAUAGACUGUGUGGUUAUUUUGUAACUGAAAUGUUUUAAAGCAGUUUUGUAUGAAGGUAUAUUUCCCACAUGUGAAAAUACUAUAUAUAUGUGAUAACAUGUGUUGUUUUAAGUAUGUUACGGCAUUACUGUGAUGUUUAUAUUUUGCUUGUGUCUUUUUGAUAAUUUCUAUUUACAGCCUGUACAAAAGACCAAACGCAAAGCUGUCAUGAGUUCCUUAAAUGCAAGUUCUUACAAGAAUACCUCUAUUGUUCAUCCUGAAUACUUUUUCAUCAGUGGACUUUCAGGUAUACCGUACAGCAGUUAUUACUAUGUUUUCUUAUUCAUCACAUAUUUCAUUACUAUAAUUGGGAACUCUGUAGUCCUUCUCAUUAUAGCUUUUGAGCGGAGUCUGCACAGUCCUAAGUACAUUGUUGUGUUUAACUUGGCCUUGGCUGAUAUUGGUGAAACUAACGCACUGAUUCCUAACAUGAUGAAGACUUUUCUGUUUGACUCGCAGUACAUCUCCUAUAAUGCUUGCUUGGUGAACAUGUUUUUUGUGUUCCUCUUUAGUACUAUGCAGAGUUUCACUCUUGUUGUUCUGGCAUAUGAUCGCUUUGUUGCGAUAUGUUUGCCAUUAAGAUAUCAUGCUAUUGUAAACAAUUCCAGUAUAACGUUAAUUCUUUCAGCAAAAUGGGCAUUCAAUUCUUCUAUGGUGGCCUUGAUGGUGUCUUUGAUCACGCGAAUAUCAUUUUGUGAUUCCAAUGUGAUACAGAGUUAUUUUUGUGAUCAUGGACCAGUGUAUAGGCUGGCAUGUAAUGACAAUAGUAUUAAUAGGUUUAUGGGAUCCUUUAUCACAUGUUUAUAUCUAGUUGUACCAUUGGCUAUUAUAAUCCUGUCAUAUAUAGGAAUUUUUCUUGCUCUUAAUAAAAUUACAACUUGGGAAAGUCGUUUAAAAGCACUGAAGACCUGUGUUUCACAUUUGUUGUUAGUAGGGAUUUAUUUUCUCCCUAUGUCCUGUACAUACAUUGCUGCGUGGUUGCUUGCUCUCGCUCCUAAUGCCAGAGUCAUCACUACAUCUCUGGCAUAUACUAUUUCACCGAUGCUAAAUCCCAUCAUUUAUGUUUUAAACACAGCUGAAAUCAAAGACUUAUUGCGAAAAAUGUUUAAAAACAAAUCUGCACCAUCCAAGGACAACAUUGCAAAAUGAAAGAGCUUGCUGAAUUUCUUGUGUAAACCAUACUGUUUACAAAUGACUACUGUAUAUUUUAUUGUUAUUUUAAAAUGGACACUAUCAUUGUGAUUAGGCUGCUUAGUUUAAAAUAUUGCUUUAAACUGCCUCACUUUGUCAUUAUGUUGGUCAUUUACUGUAUGAAUAAAGCUUGUUGCUUUCCAC